Messenger RNA from Xenia sp. Carnegie-2017, 1183 nucleotides. RefSeq names its product transmembrane protein 198-like. Lineage: Eukaryota; Metazoa; Cnidaria; Anthozoa; Malacalcyonacea; Xeniidae. The coding region runs from base 184 to 1035 and encodes 283 amino acids. The record is from RefSeq and is a predicted model, not a curated record. The transcript is spliced from 8 exons. Gene Ontology annotation, cellular component: plasma membrane.
CUUUUUCUAGAAAUUAUACUUAGUGUAGCUUAUACGUGUAGCUACGUGUUUCACUAAUUUGCUUAAUUUUCUAUAACACAAUUUCACGCGUUUUCCAGUCAUCGGCGGAAAGAUCACGUCCUUAUUGUAUGGUAUCUAUUUUUCCUUAAUCAUUGUUUUUGACAAUCAGCAGGAAAACCCAUAAUGUCGUCAAAAGCGAUGUGGUUGCCAGAAAUAGUUACAUCACCAUCAACAUCCUCACCCUCACCAACUGACCAGUGUGAGCAACAUGGCCAUUAUGUAACUCAGCUUCUCGUUAUUUCUGGUGUUGCAAUAGUGGUUGGUCUUACCAUUUGCCUGGCUGGUUACAAGCUGUUCAAGCUAAUAUUAUUCCUUACUGGUUUCUUUGUUGGUUUCUUUGCCACUUAUGUAGUUUGUACAAUUUACUUGAAAGAUGAAAUUCAUGGAAAUGCUGCAAAGUACAAAGAUCAGAUUUAUCUUGCCAAUUCUUUUGCUGUUGGAAUGAUUACCGGACUACUAACUCUAUGUUCAUAUUAUCUUGGUCUUUUUGUCUUGGGUGCAACCUUGGGAUGGUUUCUUGGCAUGGCUUUGGUGCCUGUAUUUAGUUCUGAGACAAAUUUCCUUUCCAAAAAUUUGUGGUUGCCAUACUCGAUCAAUGUUGGUUGUGCAGUGUUAUUUGGACUGUUAAUCAUAUGCUUGCAAAAGACAAUAAUUAUUUUAUCAACUGCCUUUUUGGGAUCAUUGUUAUUUACCAAUGGUAUUGACUACUUGGCAGAGAAAGGACGCAUCAUAAAUUUUACUGUCAACAUUUUACACGGCAAAAAUUAUCAACUUCCAAACUGCUGGUAUACUUGGCUCAUAUCGAGUCUCUUGCCAUUGUUAUUUAUUAUUGGAGUUAUUAUACAAUACACAAAGACAAGCAAAGGGUCAGAUCACAGAAUAGCAUCUGGUCGUGUUUUGGUUGUUGAUGCCGAGCAAAUGAUUGAAAUGCAGACAGAGGAUGCUACUCCAUUACUGUCAGCUGAAUACACUUGAUGUUGAGAAGCUUUGUGCUGAAGAAUAACGUGUAUCAUGUGAUUUUGAACUUUGAUAUUCAACAGUUUGAUUUGUCAUAUAGGAGGUUGCUGUUUACCAUAUGUAUGUGGUAUUUCUUAUGUAACAAAUAAAUUUCUUACCAUAAGAA